Molecule: messenger RNA, 4642 nt
Organism: Bactrocera latifrons
Lineage: Eukaryota; Metazoa; Arthropoda; Insecta; Diptera; Tephritidae
Gene: Clk
Product: circadian locomoter output cycles protein kaput
Exons: 7
Coding region: 399-3569 (1056 amino acids)
Biological process (GO): circadian regulation of gene expression; regulation of transcription by RNA polymerase II
Cellular component (GO): cytoplasm; CLOCK-BMAL transcription complex; nucleus
Molecular function (GO): DNA-binding transcription factor activity, RNA polymerase II-specific; protein dimerization activity; RNA polymerase II cis-regulatory region sequence-specific DNA binding
Source: RefSeq, a predicted model, not a curated record
CAAAAUCACCACUCACAACUACAGUUUAUCAAAAAAAAAAAAAAAAUAUUUGCGAAAAUGCCUUAAGGAAAUAUUUUCCAAAAGUGUUUUUGAAAGAAUUGCAAAAUCAAAAAGUGCCAAAACAAAUUAAAAGAAAAGUAAUAAAUAGCUACACAGUGGUAAUUUAUGUGCGACGGUGUAAAAUAUUUAAAAUAAUUUCAUUAUUAAAAUAUUAUAAGCCAGAGAAGCAGGGAAAAGUGUACUGAAAAAAUCUGGUUUCGAUUUUUUUUUUUUUCUUUUUUGAUUGGUGUCAGUGGAAAAUUUUCGCGUGUAACACGUUCGUGUUUUGCGUUCGUCAUUGACGCAACGCCAUUCGGUGGCAGCCAUAUUGAAAAUUGGAUUAUCUAACGCAUUUCAAAAUGGAGGACGAGAGUGACGACAAGGACGAUACGAAAAGAAAAUCUCGAAAUCUCAGUGAAAAGAAGAGGAGAGAUCAAUUCAAUACGCUGGUGAAUGAUUUGAGCGCGCUCAUAUCGACAUCAAACCGGAAAAUGGAUAAAUCGACAGUGCUCAAGUCGACAAUAGCAUUUUUGAAACAUCACAACGAGGCCACCGAUCGUUCGAAAGUUUUCGAAAUACAGCAAGACUGGAAACCAACAUUCCUUACUAACGACGAGUUUACACAUCUCAUGCUGGAAUCUUUGGAUGGCUUCAUUAUAGUGUUUAGCGGUAUUGGUUCCAUAUGUUAUGCAUCUGAAAGUAUUACUCCACUGCUCGGUUACCUACCAAGUGACCUUGUGAAUAUGACCAUUUUCGAUUUGACCUACGAAAUGGAUCAUGAAAGUCUACUGAAUAUAUUUCUAAAUCCCAAACCAGUGAUCGAGCCACUACAGACUGAUAUCAACUCAAGUAAUCAAAUUACAUUCUAUUUGCAUUUACGGCGUGGCGGUAUCGACAAAGUGGAUGCCAAUGCGUACGAGUUAGUUAAAUUUGUAGGUUAUUUUCGAAACAAUGUGAAUCUAGACAGCAUACAAUCGCAGAACACACUUGCCUUGCCACGUAUCUUCCAAAUGAAUCCUAGCGCGGAGGUGGAUAAGAAAUUGAUUUUCGUCGGCACCGGGCGCAUUCAGACGCCGCAGCUGAUACGCGAGAUGUCCGCCAUAGAUCCGACGUGUAACGAGUUCACUUCGAAACAUAGCAUGGAAUGGAAAUUUCUCUUUCUGGAUCAUCGUGCGCCGCCGAUCAUCGGCUAUAUGCCUUUUGAAGUGCUCGGUACCUCCGGUUAUGAUUACUACCAUUUCGAUGAUUUGGAGAGUAUAGUGGCUUGCCAUGAAGAGUUGAUGCAGAAAGGCGAAUGCAAGUCGUGCUAUUAUCGUUUCCUUACCAAAGGACAACAAUGGAUCUGGCUGCAGACCGAGUUCUAUGUGUCCUACCACCAAUUCAGCUCGAAACCUGACUACGUAGUGUGUACACACAAGGUAGUCAGUUAUGCAGAUGUGAUACGCCAAAGUAAGGCGGGCAAUAAGUUGGAGAAAACUCCUUCGAUCAACAAUAGCACUAGCAAGUCGUCCACAAUGACAUUGAGGGACCUUGAAACCACCAAUCAAAGUCUAGAUCCAUCCACGCUUUCGGCGAGCGAUAGUGGCAAUGUUAUAAUGGGUAUAUUAAAUGAAGCUUCGCCGCGGCUGGACACAUCACCAAUAUGGCCGAAUGCCUCGUCAACUACUGGCAUAGCAUCGACAACAUACAAGACAUCCCGACCCGCCUCGAGUUAUGGCAAUAUUAGUUCUACUGGAAUCUCACCGACAGCUAAGCGAAAACGUUAUUUCCCACAUAGACCUGGCAACGAAUCGGAUUCCACGUCCAUGUCUGCGGAUUCGGCGACUAGUAAACAUUCUCUUAUGACACAUUUGAGUUCGAGUCGACAACGUCACGGUCACAGCUCGAAUAUGCAAAUGCCGCAAAGUACAACGCACGCGCAACAACUGAAUGCGGCCAACCAACAUGCACUGCACAAUCACCACCAGUCGCAACAGAACACAUCGCUGCAGAUGAAUCAAACGCAGAACCAACAAAAAAUACUACCGAUGCUACCACAACACACCAUGGCGCAGGCGCAAAUGGUGCCCAACAACCCAUGUCAAUUCACACAGCCCACCUUCCCGAUACGCAGCUCGCAAAUAGUCGGUCCCACAUUCCUGGAGCCAUCGCAAUAUCUUGCCGCCAUACCGGUACAGCCGGUGAUCGCGCAAUUUCCGGUCGCGCCGGUGCUGUCGCCGCUGCCGGUGAAUAUGAGUACGGCGCCACCUUGGAAGGCGGCCGCGCAACCGACCAACGGCACCUUCGAUCCGCUGCAGAGCCAAGCCGACAUGCUCUCCGGUGCGGUGGUGAUGACGCCCACCCAGACCCAGCUGCAGGACCAGCUGCAACGCAAGCACGACGAAUUGCAAAAACUGAUCAUGCAACAGCAGGAUGAAUUGCGCAUGGUCUCCGAGCAGCUACUGUUGGCGCGCUACACACUACUGCAGCCGAUGAUGCCGAUGAAUUACAAUACGCCGCCGAAUAGCGGUCGCAGCAAUUAUAAUUUCGCCAGCGCCAAUACGACGAUGGAGCAGCAAUUCACGCAAUUUGGCUUCACUAUGAACUCCAGCGAGCAACUAAUGGAUCAGACGACGCAGCAGAUGAUGUUGCAGCAACAACAACAACAACAUCAGCAACAACACGCGCAGACGCAACAGCAACAUAGUAUGCAGCAACAGCAGACGCAGCAUAUGCAAACACAACAACAACAAAUGCAUAACCACAAUCACCAACAACAACAACAACAAACGACGCAACAAAGCAAUCACCAUCAGCAGCCCCAUCAUCACCAGCAGUCGCAACAAAGUCAGCCGCAACUGCAACAACAUUUGCAGGCGCUACAACCGCAGCCACAACAACAACAACAGCAGCAGCAGCAGUCGCAGGAGCAAGCGCAACAGCAGCAACAACUGAAUCUGCUCUCGCGCAGUGUAUCUGAUCUGGCGCAAUUCGGCCACGAAGACAUCGACGCGUUCUUCAAUCUCUCGCCACUGCAAACGAUCGGCAACACGCAGCCGAGUCAUAAUUCGCGCAGCAACAACAACGCGGUGAGCUCCAGUAACGGGCAGCAGCAACAGGGCGGCAUGAAUCAGAGCUUCAUCAACAACACCAGCGCACCGCAAACGACAAAUGAGGACUCGCUGCUCACCUACAUGCAAAUGGCCACCGAAUCGAGUUCGACACUCAACUUCCCGAUGGGCAUUAGCGAUGAUGGUUCCGAAUCGCAGAGCGAUCGUAUCGAUGCCAAACUAAUUGGCGAGAAUCAAGUUAUGCAACAACAGCAACAGCAUCAAGUGUUAACUCAUCAACAGCAACAACAACAACAGCAGCAGCAACAACAACAACAACGCACCAAUAAUUUCUUUCCGAACAAUCCAUUCGAAGCGCUCGGCAAUCAAGCGACCACAAAUCAAUUACCUAACGAUCUGGAAAUACUGCCCUAUCAGAUGUCGCAGGAGCAGUCGCAGAACCUCUUCAACUCACCGCAAUCCUCGAGAAAUAGUCAAUAGCCUUAAGCCGCAAUUCGAAUUAGUUUAGUUGUAAGCUUAUAAUUAGUUUUAGUUUGUCUCUUCUGUGUGUGUGUGGUCGUGUGCGCGUAGCGUGUAUUUUGGCAGGCGUAGUGCGUAAGUACAAACCCUGCAGGAAAAUUCACUGAUAUAUUUAUAUAUGAAUCCAUCUUAAUCCGUUUAUUUAUUGCCGUAGCGUCUGAUUGCAUUUUGAUUCUAACCUUUGAAUAUUUAAGCCACAGGUAAAAUGGGUUUAGCUCCCCAUACUAAUAGACAAAAUUUCCUGUCUUAUAAAAAAGUUAACCGAUUUGUACCAAAUUUUAGUCGUAGCCAAAAUUUAGUCGUAGUGUCUCCCCUGGGUUUGGUACCCACCCCAUAAAAGAGGUCCCCAAUGAAAACUAAAGAACAGCAUCGUUAGAGAAACCUUCCUUCUGAUUUGCUUUACGGCCUUCUGUUAUAGCUCGUAAUACGUAUGGUCGAAAUUGACCUACACUUUGGUCAUCUAUCCCUCAAGAUUCUACUAACUUUCGUUAUUCUCGUUGACUUUUUAACUUAAAUGUCUCGAUUAAGGUAUGACUUUACUUAUCAUGGCAACGCCGAUGAGCAGGUAUAGACCAGUUUUAGUGCAUUCGGGCGCUUGAUGAAUGGUCCUCACAUGAGCUUAGUAAAUGUGUUGGCCAACAAUCAGCACUUGUAAGGCUGCAAAAGUCUUCUGGCUCAGAACAGAACGAAAACGAUUCAUUGGUGUCCUAAUUAAAGACUGUCUCAUUGGCACUCAGGCGUUGAAGCUAAAGAACUGAAGGGACGCAGCAAAAACCGACAAAGUUGGAUUGGGGGAAGGUGAGGUUCAAUAUCUAAACACUUUCUCCUUUGCUAUCCAGCUAUUUCCAGACUAAGUUUGAAGCAUCUAGUUGCCAUAAUUUCUGCGAACCCGGUGAAUUGGGUCUUUUAUACCCAAUAUAAUGAUUUCUCCACUUCUGGUAAAUUUUUUGCCAGAUAUGUCAGUUUAUAUGUUAAUUAUAUCUAUUUAUUUCUCCCUAACCUUAUGAAGGGUGGUCCGUUUCGAGAUUCCUUAC